Molecule: messenger RNA, 2466 nt
Organism: Phytophthora nicotianae INRA-310
Lineage: Eukaryota; Oomycota; Peronosporomycetes; Peronosporales; Peronosporaceae
Exons: 1
Coding region: 1-2466 (821 amino acids)
Biological process (GO): microtubule-based movement
Molecular function (GO): microtubule binding; microtubule motor activity; ATP binding
Source: RefSeq, a predicted model, not a curated record
AUGCCCGCCAGCUCCACGCUGCGUCUAAGUGACACCUCACCGCACGACAUGGAUAGUCGGAGCUCUCUACGUCAACUGCAUCAGCAGCUUGGAGACUUUAGUUUGACAGGACAUGCGAUGGUAGGAUCGCUACGGACUCAUGACGGUCGAAACGGCCUAAGUUGGCAUCUACAGGAUAAGCGUGCCACUCCUCCUCUACCUUCUCUUCCGCCGUGGGCAGGCUUCAAUCAAACUUCACAAAAGCGACGUGAUAGUCGUGAGGAGAAUACAGAAACACAUUUUCCAAGUGUGCCACAACCUGCAGGAUGGAAAAAACCUCGACCAUACUUCAUGCAGUUGAAGCAACUCGAUGCCAGAGUUCCAGACGCCGGUGAAAACCAGCAAUGCCAUGAAAACGAUGAGCCCGAAAUCCUUCAAUCAACUGAAAAACAACAAACCGAACUUGAGCCACAAGAUCAAAAUGCUAGGGUGAAGAAACUAGCAAGUCCCCGAGCAGGUUCCAAAUCGUCUAUUGAGACAAAAGUGAACGAAGAAGACGAGCCGACCAGCAGUGGAAGUGGUAGUGAAACAAACCAGCAAGAGGUAAGAUCUCCUCAACGUCGACCGCCUCUACGAGGUCAAUUCUUCCGGUGUUGGAAGAAAAACGCACCCGAUGAUGACAACAAUGAAGACUGGUCGCCACCACCUUCCAACAAAUGGAAAGAACGUGCCAUCAUGGACCCGUUUGCAAAGCGGCGAGCACGAAUGAAGAGUGUUCCACCCCCACCCAGAACCCAGUCACCUCCUGAGUUGCCCCCUCCAGGUCGAUUGACCGAGCUACCCAAGGUCCAAUCACCCAUAAAACGCUCGAGCGAACUCAAAUCUUCAUCAAGAGAAUCCUCAGCAUCAAUUUCACCGCGUCCAAAAGCUGAGCACGGUCCACUUAACCCAUUACGACUGUCGUCUGCUGACAAGAGACGAGCUGCACUGCAUCGCCCUGUAACUCCAAGCUCGCCUCCACGUCUUCUCCACUCAGAUCGAGACAGGAUACAUCGAGAAGUAUCACGAGACAGCUUAACCGAAGAGCGCAAACAGGAUAACGAGUCUGUGAAGUUAAAUCGUCAAAGACAGGUUAAAGAAAUUAACCUAUCUCGAAAGCCGAAAAAGUCGACAAUGAACGUACUGGACGAGAUUAAACGCAAACGAGAAGCUCGUCGUGCUCAACAGGCUGAGGAGAAGCGUCGAGUUGAGAAAGAACUUCGAGAACACGGUGAUGAUGCAGGUUAUAAAUUUCGACGGUUAAUUCGGCAGUAUCGCGAUGCGCUGCCUCCCAAUCAACAGCAACAACAAACACUCCAACAAUUACCUUUAUUGUCAUUAACUGCAUCCAUACAGCCACCACCGACACCUACAACGUUAGUAGAUGCCGCCAAAGCCCCAAGACUCUCGGUCUUUAUUCGGAAACGUCCUCUUGCCAAGAAAGAGCUGAAGAAAAAGGGAUACGACAUCGUCUCGUGUUUAUUCGCUUCGGACGAUGAAAAAAACGACAAUACCAUGCGUUUGCGUCGAGAACUUGUGUGUCAUGAACCAAAACUCCGCGUGGAUUGCUCUGAGACGCUGGAGAAUCAUCAGUUCCGCUUUGAUGGGGUAUUCGAUGAGUGGCAAGAGAACAGUAAGAUCUACGACGCCACGGUUGGACCGAUGAUACCGUAUCUCGUCUCUGAAGCGACCGGUUCAAGCGAUACGACCAGUCUUACGGUGUUUGCGUAUGGUCAAACUGGUUCGGGCAAGACGUAUACGAUGAAAUCUAUCUAUCGGCAAGCUGCCGUGGAUUUAUUUCAUCAUCUUGAAGAGGUACAGACUUCGAGUCGUAAAGCUCGUAUCACCGCGGGGGUGAGUUUCUAUGAGAUUUAUAUGAAUAGCGUUAACGACUUGCUCAAUGGACGAUCAAGAGUGCAGCUCAUGGAGGACGGAGACGGCGCUGUACAGUUGAUGGGACUGAAAGAACUGCCCGCUACGAAUGCUGAUGAGCUGCUUGAACUGGUUCAACGUGGAGAACAGGCUCGAGCCACGAGUGCUAAUGCCGUCCACGAUGAUUCAUCUCGCUCUCAUGCUCUACUUCGAGUGACGUUGUAUGCUGAAGGCAACAAUGAUGCAGCAUUGGCACGACUGUCAAUGGUUGAUCUGGCUGGUAGUGAGCGUGCGAGUAACACGCAGAGCGACAAGAAGAAUACAAGGAUGGAAGGAGCAGAGAUCAACAAGAGCCUGUUAGCACUCAAGGAAUGUAUCCGUGCGUUGGAUCGAGGUGCAACCCACAUUCCGUUUCGACAAAGUAAACUUACACAACUUCUCCGGGACAGCUUCCUCUCGCAGAAUUCCAAGACGAUCAUGAUCGCCACGAUUUCGCCUUGUUCAGAAAGCUGCAACCACACGCUCAAUACGUUGAGGUACGCCGAUAGACUUAAGGAAAUCGGCGCGGCCAACUGA